Messenger RNA from Zophobas morio, 1620 nucleotides. Its product is annotated as serine protease persephone-like. Gene Ontology annotation, biological process: proteolysis. The transcript has 4 exons. The record is from RefSeq and is a predicted model, not a curated record. Bases 505 to 1566 code for a protein of 353 amino acids. Lineage: Eukaryota; Metazoa; Arthropoda; Insecta; Coleoptera; Tenebrionidae. Gene Ontology annotation, molecular function: serine-type endopeptidase activity.
UUCGAGUUUAUAUGAUUUUUAUUACCUAAAUUCAACAAGACGUUUUGUUGUGGAAAGAAUACGACAAUAUACCUUGUUCAACGCAUAUGGUUUACAAUUUUUUUUAUCGUGACCGUGAUUUUAUAAACAUUUUGGAAAAUCCGGUAGCGAUUAUUAUUUAGGGAUUUACGAUACGCAUAUUUGGUGACGUUGUGUAAUGACAUUUGAUAUUUAGGUGAAAGUUCAAGUUCUAACUCAUCCUGAACAUUUUACUGUGAGUUUUAUAAAAAUUACAAAAAGACCACAUAUUGACCCUGCUGCGACGUCCGUAAAAAUUAAUCAACGUACCAACAUUAUAACACAAAUACAUAACCGUCGUGUUGGUCUUAAAUUUUACAAUCAUUUGAUAAACAGAAAUGAGCGGAAAACACGUCUCGUAUCACAUUUAUUAAAUCCUCCGAAAGUUCAAAACGUCAUGAUCAAGUGAAUAUAAGCGCUUUAUAUUUAUUAGAAGAUAAGUGAAAGAUGCGGUUUUAUUUGUGUGGUUUGUGCGUUGCCUUCAGUGGUUUAAUUAUUUCGGUCUCUUGCACAUUAACAAAACGCAGCUUCCUAUACGAAAAUGCACCAUGCCAAAACCAGAAUGAACCAGGAACCUGUACACAAUUCCUUAAGUGUGACCCAGCAAAAAAAUUUGUGAAGUUAUACAAGACACACAAUUUCACACGGUGCGGAUUCGCUGGCAUUAGCGAAUUAAUAUGUUGUCCUGUGACAACUCCACUACGUUUGAAUAACUUGACAAGAAAAUGUGAAGAUGCCUGCGAGGCAUACACACAAACUUAUUCCAAUGUCGUAUUUCCUCACAUCGUAGGAGGUCAAAAUGCAAAAGUGGGACAGUUUCCAUAUAUGGCCGCGUUAGGCUUCUACAGCGAAAUUAACAGCAAUUACAAUUUUAGAUGUGGAGGUACCCUUAUUUCAGAUAAAUAUGUAGUAACUGCAGCACACUGUUUGUGGAAUCUGGAGGAAGAAGAAGUUAAAAUUGUUAGGUUAGGGGCUACUUCUGUACCUGCAUUAGUCGACAAAAUAGACGAAAAACUCGACUAUAAAGUGAAAAACUACACCAUUCAUCCAGGGUACCGUCGACGUAGUAAUAUCCAUGAUAUCGCUUUAAUUGAAGUGGUUAAUUCUAUAGAAUUGAGAGACGAUUUGAGGCCAGCUUGUCUUUUUACUAACGGUAGCAACUACCCCCAAGAAUUCACUAUUGCUGGUUGGGGAAUCGUGGAUGACAAUUAUACAAGAACAAAUAACUUACAAGUAGCUUUUGUGAACCUUGAAAUUUUUGACAACUGUGUAGACAAAUAUGCUAGAGCUAGGAAGCAACUGGAAGAAUCGCAAAUGUGUGCUAGCAGCAUCAAGAGUGACAUCUGUCGAGGUGAUUCGGGAGGUCCUUUACUUAUGAAAAAUUCAGACAUACCUGUCUUAGUAGGUAUUUCUUCGUUUGGACUCCCAGGCUGCAGCGGUGGUAACCCUUCUGUGUAUACUAGUAUUUCCCAGCAUUUAGACUGGAUAGAAAAAAUUGUUUGGCCAUAAAUUUAAUCAUUACAUUUGUAAAGAUCAUAAUGUAAUUCCGUCAGUUUAUUUAAU